This is a messenger RNA of Tinamus guttatus (white-throated tinamou), 1490 nucleotides long. RefSeq names its product metallophosphoesterase 1 (gene MPPE1). The record is from RefSeq and is a predicted model, not a curated record. Gene Ontology annotation, biological process: endoplasmic reticulum to Golgi vesicle-mediated transport; GPI anchor biosynthetic process. Lineage: Eukaryota; Metazoa; Chordata; Aves; Tinamiformes; Tinamidae. Gene Ontology annotation, cellular component: endoplasmic reticulum-Golgi intermediate compartment. Gene Ontology annotation, molecular function: phosphoric diester hydrolase activity.
AUGCUUCAGUCCAGCCAGAGCGCUGUGAGGACUCUUCCUUUGAAGAAGAGAAUCUCUUUCCUGAUGAAACUUACCUGCUUUGUAAGCUCCGUGUUCAUAUUUUGUGAAUUUUUAAUUUAUUAUGUGGUGAUUUUUCAAUGUCACUGGCCAGAAGUGAAAGCUGGAGCUCACAUGGGUAACGGAGAGAUUUCUACUUCAGUCCUGAAGGCCUUAUUUUUAGCUGAUACUCACCUGCUUGGUGAAAUCAAGGGACAUUGGCUGGAUAAACUAAGAAGGGAAUGGCAAAUGGAGAGAUCUUUCCAAACUGCUUUGUGGCUGCUGCAGCCGGAUAUUGUUUUUAUUCUGGGAGAUGUCUUUGAUGAAGGAAAAUGGAGCUUGCCUCAGGCAUGGGCAGAUGAUGUCAGGAGGUUUCAGAAAAUGUUUAGACAUCCCGUUCGUACUGAGCUCGUGGUUGUCGCUGGGAAUCAUGACAUUGGAUUUCAUUACGAAAUGACUGCUUACAAGGUGAAGCGAUUUGAAAAGGUUUUCAACUUUACUUCAGGAAAGCUAGUAACUCGAAAAGGAGUAAACUUCGUCCUAGUGAACAGCGUAGCCAUGGAGGGCGACGGCUGCGCCGUGUGCGGCGCUUCCGAGGCGGAACUCGCGGCCCUUUCCCGCAGGCUCAACUGCUCCCUGCAGGUAGGAAAUCAUUCCAGCAGAAGGUGCAGUGACGUGGAGAAGCUUCCAGCCUCAGAGCCGAUCCUUUUACAGCACUACCCCCUCCAUCGGAAAAGCGACGCCGAGUGCGCUGGGGAAGAUGCCGCCCCUCCGGAAGAGAGGAACGUCCCGUUUAAGGAAAAGUACGAUGUGCUCUCUCGGGAGGCCUCGCAAAAGCUGCUCUGGUGGUUUCAUCCCCGUCUGGUUCUCAGUGGACAUACACAUAGUGCCUGUGAGGUGCUGCAUGCGGGGAGGAUUCCAGAAAUCAGUGUCCCAUCAUUCAGUUGGAGGAACAGAAACAACCCUAGUUUCAUCAUGGGCAGCGUAACGCCGACCGACUUCUCCCUCCGAAAGUGCUUCCUCCCGCACGAGAGCACAGUCUUUGCUCUGUACGGCGCCGCAGGGGCUCUGCUGGCCAUCCUGGUGCUAGCUCAUUUUCAGCUUCUCACUCCACCGUUUUAUUUUGCUCAGCGUUUAAUCAGUAAGCAUAAAGCAGUAUGAAGAGCCAGACAUCUGCAUUCAGUCACUGAAAUACCAAAGCUGAGAACAGUCAAACAUCAGACUAUAUUCAUGCCAGCAAAUGACCUAAUUGGAUUGCUAGUCUGAAGGCAGGUUGCAUUUACACAUACCAUAGAAGUCCUAUACAGCUGAUAUGACUACUACAGGAUAAAUAACUGAAAUGAAUGUUUCAUGCUGUACAAAAAUACUGUAUUCUACAAUCAAAUGAGUCCUUUUCCUGCUAUAAUUUUUGUAUCAAAUAUGUAUAUUAAAAGUUUAGCUGUACAUUAUGUAAA